CAUCGGCGUUGCUACGAUGACAACACUCUGUCAAUCUGCCAGAAUACGUGGCCCGAAGGUUUACGUGAUAUCAGGAUAUUGUUUAUAUUUUUUACUGCAAUAUUUCGUUUAUAAAUCCCUCUGAAGCCGUAGAACGGCUUCAAACAAAAUGAUGAAUCCAAUGUACCUGCCUCCGGGGCAAAACAAUAAUGCACCAAAUAACCCCAUGGGUUACCCCCCAGCCCAAGAUCACAAUGGUGUACCUAAUGCCAACAUAUACGGCCAAACACCCACAAAUGGUCCACCAUCUAAACCCUUUGAUCAAAACGAUAUGUCCCAAAAAAUGCAAGGCAUGAACUUGAAUGGACCUCAAGGAUUUGGGCCCCCAUCUUCUCAAUUACCUCCAGGGCAAUUGCCUCCUGGGCAGUUCCCUCCUGGGAACAACUUUUCCCAACCAGGAUUCGGCCCUGGUCAAGCCCCGCCUGGACAAAGACCUGUCGGGUCGUUUCCUCCUGGUCGUCCCCCAGUUGGUGGAGCGCCAUCGCAAAUGCAACCGCCGAUGGGUCAAAAACCUCAAGUGCCACCUCCGUCGUCAACCCCUGGUCCUGUGCCCACGUCUUUCCCUCAAGGGUUUCAGGGCCCACCCUCAAGUCAGUCGAAUUUCCCUCAAGGUCAAUCCAUGCAGCAGCCGAUGAGCUCGCAACCUAGUCAACUUUCUGGAGCGCCAAUGGGACAACAACCUUUUGGUCCACCUGGUUCUAGACCCGGUCCAGGUCAAAUACCUCCACAGCAACCAGGUCAAAUGCCUCCACAGCAACCAGGUCAAAUGCCUCCACAGCAACCAGGUCAAAUGCCUCCGCAGCAACCAGGGCUUCCACCGCAGGCUUCCCGCCAGACGGGAUUACCGCCGCCAGGGCAUAAACCGGGAAUGCCGCAACCUCAACCAGGUUUUCAACAGCCUGGACAACCAGGUCUUCCGCAACCAGGUUUACCUCAGUCACAGGGCUUAUCACAGCAACAUGGGCCUCCGCAAUCCCAAGGAGGAUUACCUCCUCAAUCUAAUCUCAAUAGACCUGGAUUACCCCCUCAGCCUCAAGGCUUACCUCCAUCAUCUCAAGCACAGCCAGGCUUAAGCCAACCUGGUUUGCCUCCCCAACCAGGUAUACCACCUCAGCAAAACCAGCAGGGGUUGCAGCAACCAGGAAUGCCACCUCAAUUGUCUCAACCAGGUUUACCUCCCCAACCUGGGUUGCCACCCCAAGGUUUAUCUCAACCAGGCUUACCAUCUCAACCAGGGUUUUCUCAACCAGGCUUACCUCCACAACCAGGCAUGUCUCAACCUCAGCAGUAUCAAAACCAAGGGUUCAGUCAACCUGGAGUACCCCCACAGCCACAGUAUCAGAUGCCGGGGUUACCACAUAUGCCGCCCCCAGCUUCGCAGCAGAGGCAGUAUCCAGGGAUGCCCGCUAACCAGCCAGGAUAUGGACAGCAGCCUGGUUAUGGAAUGCCACCGGCGCCCGUCCAGCAGCAACCGCAGAGCUUCCAGCCCCCCACUUCAGGGUACCCGCCCCACCAGCCUCCGUUCCCUGGUCAGCAACCCAGCUACCCUGGACAGCAGUAUCAGCAGCCGCAGAAGCAACUGGAUCCGGAUCACAUGCCAAGCCCGAUUCAAGUGAUGGCCGAUGACCAGGCCAAUAGGGGGGGCGUGUUCGUCACCAACGAGAAGGGUCAGGUGCCACCGCUGGUGACCACAGAUUUCGUCGUCGAUGACAAAGGGAACGCGAGUCCCCGUUACAUCAGGAGCUCAAUGUACAGUGUCCCGGUGACCGCUGACCUCCUGAAGCAGACAUCCAUUCCGUUCUGUGUUGUUAUAUCACCGAUGGCGGAAACCGUAGGCGCUGAGCUGGAGCCCCCACUCCUGGACUUCGCGGCCCUGACCAACUCCCCCAGCAUGGGCCCCGUGCGCUGCGGCCGCUGCAAGGCGUACAUGUGUCCAAACAUGAAGUUCAUAGACGCCGGCAGGCAUUUCAAGUGCGCCUUCUGCAAAGCCACCACUGAGGUGCCGAUGGAGUACACGCAGUACGUGAACGGCACGCAGCAGUACGGGCGGGUGCCCGCCGAGAUGGCGCUCGGCGCUUACGAAAUCGUCGCCACUAAGGAGUACUGCCGGAAUAACACGCUACCGAACCCACCGGCGGUCGUGUUCGUCAUCGACGUGUCAUACAACUCCAUCAAAAGCGGUCUACUGGAUUGUGUGUGCGAGAACAUACUGAGCAUUAUAGAGGCUAUGCCCAAAGACGAGCAGACGGGCAAAAGCUGGACCCGCGUCGGAUUCAUCACAUACAGUUCAACAGUACAUUUCUACAACAUCAAGGGCACUCUGGCGCAACCGCAAAUGUUGUCAGUUGGAGACGUGUCGGACAUGUUCGUGCCGCUGCUGGAGGGCUUCCUGUCGCUGCCCGAGGACAGCGGCGCCGUGCUCUCGUCCCUGCUGGCUCAGCUGCCCGCCAUGUUCCAGGGGAACAAGGAGACGGAGACUGUCUUGUUGCCCGCCGUUCAGGCCGGCCUCGAAGCCCUGAAAGCGGCUGACACCUCAGGCCAACUCCUAGUAUUCCACACGACGCUGCCCACAUACAACGCUCCUGGGAAACUCAUCAACAGGGAGGAGAGGAAGUUGCUGGGCACUGACAAGGAGAAGCAGAUCUUAGCGCCUCAAACCACAGCCUACAACGAGCUGGGCCAAUCGUGUUCCGCCGCCGGAGUCAGCGUGGAGUUGUUUGUGUGCAACAACUCUUAUAUAGACGCCGCUACUAUAGGCCAGCUGCCGAGACUGACAGGCGGGCAACUACACAAAUAUACAUACUUUACCGUGGACAUCGACGGGCCGCGCCUGCUCUCGGACGUGUCGCGCGUGCUGGCGCGGCCCACGGCGCACGACGCCGUGAUGCGCGUGCGCAGCUCCACGGGCGUGCGCGCCACCGACUUCUUCGGGCACUUCUUCAUGAGCAACACCACCGACGUCGAGCUGGCCGCUAUCGAUUCGGACAAGGCCAUUGGCAUUGAAAUUAAACACGACGACAAACUGACAAACGAAGAUGGCGUCUACCUCCAAGCGGCUUUGUUGUACACCCAUCGCAGCGGCCAGCGGCGACUCAGGGUGCUUAACCUGGCUCUCAACGUGGCUCACCAGCUCGCUGACGUGUACAGGAGUGUGGAGUUGGACACCUGCAUCAACUUCCUCACCAAACAAGCGGUGUGGGCGCUGCGGGACUCCGCCCCGCGCGCCGUGAGGGAAGGCCUGUCGACCCGCUGCGCGCGCUCGCUGGCCUGCUACCGGCGGCACUGCGCCUCGCCCUCCUCCGCCGGCCAGCUGGUGCUGCCCGAGUCCAUGAAGCUGCUGCCUCUCUACACCAACUGCCUGCUGCGCUCCGACGCCAUUGCUGGAGGUGACUCUCUCUCUCUCUCUCAUUAUACACACUGCGCCUCGCCCUCCUCCGCCGGCCAGCUGGUGCUGCCCGAGUCCAUGAAGCUGCUGCCUCUCUACACCAACUGCCUGCUGCGCUCCGACGCCAUUGCUGGAGGUGACUCUCUCUCUCUCUCUCAUUAUACACACUGCGCCUCGCCCUCCUCCGCCGGCCAGCUGGUGCUGCCCGAGUCCAUGAAGCUGCUGCCUCUCUACACCAACUGCCUGCUGCGCUCCGACGCCAUUGCUGGAGGUGACUCUCUCUCUCUCUCUCAUUAUACACACUGCGCCUCGCCCUCCUCCGCCGGCCAGCUGGUGCUGCCCGAGUCCAUGAAGCUGCUGCCUCUCUACACCAACUGCCUGCUGCGCUCCGACGCCAUUGCUGGAGGUGACUCUCUCUCUCUCUCUCAUUAUACACACUGCGCCUCGCCCUCCUCCGCCGGCCAGCUGGUGCUGCCCGAGUCCAUGAAGCUGCUGCCUCUCUACACCAACUGCCUGCUGCGCUCCGACGCCAUUGCUGGAGGUGACUCUCUCUCUCUCUCUCAUUAUACACACUGCGCCUCGCCCUCCUCCGCCGGCCAGCUGGUGCUGCCCGAGUCCAUGAAGCUGCUGCCUCUCUACACCAACUGCCUGCUGCGCUCCGACGCCAUUGCUGGAGGUGACUCUCUCUCUCUCUCUCAUUAUACACACUGCGCCUCGCCCUCCUCCGCCGGCCAGCUGGUGCUGCCCGAGUCCAUGAAGCUGCUGCCUCUCUACACCAACUGCCUGCUGCGCUCCGACGCCAUUGCUGGAGGUGACUCUCUCUCUCUCUCUCAUUAUACACACUGCGCCUCGCCCUCCUCCGCCGGCCAGCUGGUGCUGCCCGAGUCCAUGAAGCUGCUGCCUCUCUACACCAACUGCCUGCUGCGCUCCGACGCCAUUGCUGGAGGUGACUCUCUCUCUCUCUCUCAUUAUACACACUGCGCCUCGCCCUCCUCCGCCGGCCAGCUGGUGCUGCCCGAGUCCAUGAAGCUGCUGCCUCUCUACACCAACUGCCUGCUGCGCUCCGACGCCAUUGCUGGAGGUGACUCUCUCUCUCUCUCUCAUUAUACACACUGCGCCUCGCCCUCCUCCGCCGGCCAGCUGGUGCUGCCCGAGUCCAUGAAGCUGCUGCCUCUCUACACCAACUGCCUGCUGCGCUCCGACGCCAUUGCUGGAGGUCCAGAUUUGACCUGCGACGACCGCUCCUGCGCCAUGUACAGAGCCCUCACGGCGGACGUGAGCACUUCAGUCGUGUACACGUACCCUAGACUGUUGCCGCUACAUGCUGGCAACACUCCGCUCCGGGCCAGCGUGGACAAGAUGAGCGACAGGGGAGUCUAUCUGCUCGAGAACGGCGUCCACAUGCUGGUGUGGGUGGGGUCGCAGGCGCCGCCGGAGUUCGUGCGCGACGUGUUCGGAGCGGCGUCCGCGCAGCAGAUAGACGCGCAGGUGUGCGAGCUGCCCGCGCUGGACAACGCGGCCAGCGCCAGGGUCCGGGCGCUGGUGGACGACGCCCGGGUCAGGAGGAGGGCGGCUAUGAGGCUAACAAUAAUGCGACAACACGACAAACUCGAGACCGUUUUGCGUCAUUUCCUAGUCGAAGACCGAGGCGUCGACGGCAGCGCUUCGUAUGUGGACUUCCUGUGUCAUAUACACAAGGAGGUCAGAGCGCUCCUAUAGCAUUUGUACGGGGCUUAUUAAGAGUAAAGCCUCUUAAAUUCUCGGACUUUGAAAUAUCAUUAUAACUUGCGUCAUUACUUAGUUCUGUGUUUUAAGGUGAAUAUACUCUGUCAUGUACACUAGGAGGUCAGGGCGCUGCUAUAGCAUUUGUACGGGGCUUAUUAAGAGUAAAGCCUCUUAAACUAUCGGACUUUGAAAUAUCAUUAUAACUUGCGUCAUUACUUAGUUCUGUGUUUUAAGGUGAAUAUACUCUGUCAUGUACACUAGGAGGUCAGGGCGCUGCUAUAGCAUUUGUACGGGGCUUAUUAAGAGUAAAGCCUCUUAAAUUCUCGGACUUUGAAAUAUCAUUAUAACUUGCGUCAUUACUUAGUUCUGUGUUUUAAGGUGAAUAUACUCUGUCAUGUACACUAGGAGGUCAGAGCGCUGCUAUAGCAUUUGUACGGGGCUUAUUAAAAGUUACAACCUCUAAUAUUAUCGAACUGUCAUUAUUAAUUGCGUUGAGAUGUCAUUGGUUCUUGUGUCAUUAUAGUUUGCCUCAUUUCUAGUGCGUUAAAAGUGUGUGCCUUUCUAUAACAUCGGAAUGAUAUUUAAAGUCUUUGUAUUAUUAGCACCAUUGGAACAUGAAAUGUAAUUUUUACUUGUGUCAUUAUUUAUCUUCUUUGUAAAUGUGAAUUUUGUCUAGACAAUGUAAAAUUAACAGUAUAUUUUAUAUUGUGUAGACAAGAUUCACAUCAUCAUCCUCAUAGUUGUACUCAUCAUAAUUGUACACAUCAUACUCAUAGGUGUACUGUUGGACUAUAAAAUUUCACUAUUGUUACAAUGUGAGUUUUAUAUACAUAAGGAAAUGAGGGCGUAUUAAGAGUACAGCCUUUUAUAUCAGCGAACUUAGAAAUGUCAUUAUUACUUGUGUUGAAAUAACAUCUGUUAGUUUAAUCUAAAUAUGAAAUAAUGUCUUGUAUUAUCUGGCAUUGUAUUUCAUUUAUUUGUGUCAUAUUUUUAUCUAAUUUCUCAGUACAGUGUUAUAAUGUGAAAUUCAGAGGUAUACAAUUGGUCUUUGAAAUGUCAUUAUUUCUUGCGUCAUUUCUAGUGCAUACAAAUACGAGCGUUUCUAUAAAGUCUUAAUGAAGUGUAUCAAAAGGUUUCAAUUAGGCUAUUCGGCUCCUCUAACUGUGAAAUGACAUUAAAUCUUAUUUUUUCUUGUCUUUGUAACCUGCCAUUUGUUAAUUUUCUUAACGGACCUCGAAUUAGAAGCCAACACAUGAAAAUAUAAUUGGUAUUUAGGAAUGCGUUAUUAUAUGAAAGAGAUGUAUAAUGUAAAUUGUUAUUAUUAGUAGAAUAGAAAUUUUAAUAUAAUAAAAUAUAAUCCUCUAAAAAUGUAUCAACAAUAAAUGUUUAUUUUUGAAGCUUUAUUUUUUUAUUAAAUGAUGAUUUCACUGUGUGCGUCAUUGACUUGCGGAAGCAGUUCUUCUUUCUACCGUGGGAGAACUCAAUGGGACUCGUGGGAUAGUCGGGGUUUUUCGGGACUCUGAUGAAAUUUUUAAUGUAGGUAUGUUGCAUGGAAAGCGUGUGGUUUAAGUAGAUAUUUAAUCUUAGUACUUACACAGAACAAAAUCAUUAAAGCUUCUGGUCUACCACAGAAAUAAUGUGUAAUUCGGAAUUUAACUUUAUUCAAAAUGGCGGCUGUGCGCACCGAGAUAUGUAAGCAUCUGUGUACUACUACCGUUGUAUAAUUGUCGUAAAUAAGUAAAUAAAUAAAUUUAAUACAUAUAUUUUAAACCCAGCCACGAGUUGUUGUGGCUCAGUUAAAUAUAUACUGUAUACUAAAUAUAUCUGUAUUACUAAAUAUAUCUGUAUUACUAAAUAUAUCUGUAUUACUAAAUAUAUCUGUAACAGAUCAAAAUAAAGUUACCUGAAGUUUUAAAAUUCAGCCCAUUAGUUUCUGAUUUACAUACAUUACAUAAGAUUUUUAUAUACAUACAUGCGUAGAACUUGUUACUCGUACUACUAAAAACUUCCAUAUAAUUCAAUAUUAAGGCAUUACUUUAAUAUUCAAUAUUUUUUUAGUUAGUUUUGAAGCUACUAAUUAUGAACUUAUGGAAAAAUAGUGAACAGUGGGGGUUUUUCAUUGACAAGUAGCCUCGUUGAAGAAAUCAUUUUUUAUGUUAUUUACUAAAUAUUGCUAGUAUUAUGGUUAGGUUUUUUUUCUAAUAUUAUGGAUAUUCUUAGAUUUGUAUCUACAAUUAGCUAUUUUUAAUCUAGAAAAUACUUAAUUACAUAAAUAUUGUAUUAUAUUUUUAUUUCACAUUUCAUCAUUUAUUGUCGAUUUUUAAAUAUUUUGUUAUAGAAAAAGAUAGCGAGUGUGUAUUCGCAAUGUUAUUCUAAUCCAAACUAAAUUUAUUAAAAUUAGUAGAUCAAAUAGAAAUUGUAAAAAUGUAAUAAGUAUGCAGAGAUCGUGGCAAGUGGGAAAAUGUAGUCUCUGCUCACCCCUCGGGGAACGAGACGUGAUUUUAUGUUAUUAUAUAAUAGGCAUUUUCCUAAAACGUUUAGUGUAAUGUAUUUUUAAAUAUUUUUUCGUUACAAGUUGAUGCCUUAAGUUAUGCUACUGACCAUGUCAACAUGACCAGGUUUACCUUUCACUGUAUUUUAAACUAAUUUUGCCAAUUUGGGAACGUGGUGUAUAAUCGGACCCCGGGCUCCUCCUCAGGAGAACAGAGCUAAACACCAGCUUAUUUCUUGUUUUGGAUAACUCAUUGGCAACUAUGUAUAUAAUUUCAAAAUUGUUAAAAAUAUUUAGAUUAUUUAAAAAAAAAUGUCUUAAGCAAAAUCGUGGUUAAUACCAAUUUGGUCACCUGGGUGAUCAUAAUCAACAAAAUUUGAUUCCACGUUUUUGUUAUUUAUAUACGAGUUAAAUAAUUAAUCUAAUAACGCACAAUUAAGUAAAUCUUAAAUGCUGUAAUUCGUAUAUAGGUAGUGUGGAAUGUCUAUUGAAUUUUCUAAAAUUGUGUAAUAAAUAAAGAAUAGUGGAAAGAGGUAUUCUCUGCCUUCCCCUCCGGGAAAGAGUCGUGAUUUUAUGUAUGUAUGUGUAAUAAAUUUUAAGGUAUGUAGGUACCACGGGCAAUAGUUAGUUGAUGUAUGUUCGUCUAAUAGUUGCUGUUAGAUUUAUAUGAAUCGCGAAUGUUAUGAUUUAUUUGUAGGUUAGAAUUUAUAAUAUUAUCUAACAGUAAUGUACCUAAGGCUCGCAUGUAUUGGAGUGUACAUAAAUAUAUUUGAAUUAUUAUGA
This is a messenger RNA of Amyelois transitella, 8423 nucleotides long. It is a transcript of the gene Sec24CD, whose product is annotated as protein transport protein Sec24C. The record is from RefSeq and is a predicted model, not a curated record. Gene Ontology annotation, biological process: endoplasmic reticulum to Golgi vesicle-mediated transport; COPII-coated vesicle cargo loading; intracellular protein transport. Bases 149 to 5143 code for a protein of 1664 amino acids. Gene Ontology annotation, molecular function: zinc ion binding; SNARE binding. Lineage: Eukaryota; Metazoa; Arthropoda; Insecta; Lepidoptera; Pyralidae. The transcript is spliced from 18 exons. Gene Ontology annotation, cellular component: COPII vesicle coat; endoplasmic reticulum exit site.